UGCUGGCACCUUUCCACGACUCAAUGUGGAAACGCCAAUUGAUCCCGUCGAAGGUCAACAAGAUAAUUUUACAGUUUCUGGACCUCUUCCAACAGAUAUUGAAGCAAACGACCAACUUUAUAUGAUAUUUAUCGAUGACGAUAAUACAAACAAUGUACAUACCUUUUCAACACCUACCUGCGGAGAAAACGGCCUGCCCCGAUGUCCAAUUAAAGCUGGGACACAAUUUAGUGUAUUUAUUUCACUUGUAAUCCCACAAUUUCCCGAUGCCUAUGACAUCUACGCUGUAAUAGGGAAUCCACCUGAUGAAACUUUAGGUUGUGCAUAUGCCAAUCUUUGGCCUGAUCCUCCUAAUUAG
Molecule: messenger RNA, 358 nt
Organism: Acaulospora colombiana
Lineage: Eukaryota; Fungi; Glomeromycota; Glomeromycetes; Diversisporales; Acaulosporaceae
Source: the annotation of a GenBank genome assembly